GCGAAAUAAGAACUUAUUUCUACAUUAUUUCUUACGACUUUAUUAUCAUAAUAUUAUACGUAUACAUAUAUACAUCAGUAUGGCCCUAAUGCCCCGUCGUACACAUCUAAAAAUAGGAUUAAAUGAGCAUUUGUGUAGAAUAUUGGUGGGGAAACAUGCAGCAUAGAAACUAUCCGUCUUAAAGCUGCUCUAUGUUUAAAGUCACUUCAUUGUCGUGCCAGGCCUGACCUCAAUCCUCUGACGUUUGGGAAGCUUUGAGUGAAAGUAGUAUUGUGAAAUGUGAAAUGUAGCCUAGCGGUGGGUCUUGAAAAUGCAGCCUCUGCUGUAACAGACACGUAUAGUGGACUUUCUCCUGUUUACCAGGGUCACUUACAGAGAGAUGGAGCAACAACCGGCCAGGAAGACGUCUCGGGCUUCGGAGAGACUCAAGCUGCUCAUCAAUCACCUUGAUCGAUCACAGGCUACGAUCAGAGCUUCACGGACUUCAGCUCUCACCUCCACCUACAGCAGCAGCAGUCAGCCACAGAGACUGAGAUAUACUUUGCAGAAUGACCUGCUGACUCCAGAACAACAACUGUUUUAUGAGGAAAAUGGCUUCAUUCUCAUCAAGAAUCUGGUGUCUGAGGAGGACAUCAACAAGUUCAGGAAAGAGUUUGAACGGAUCUGCCGAAAGGAAGUUAAAAUUCCCGGGCUGGUGGUGAUGAGGGAUGUGGCCAUUUCAAAGUCUGAGUUUGUUCCGGAUCAGAAAGCUGUCAACAAAAUCCAGGACUUCCAGGAAUCUCCCGAACUGUUUCGGUACUGUGCACUACCACAGAUCCUGAAGUAUGUGCAAUGUUUCACUGGACCAAACGUCAUGGCCAUGCACACCAUGCUGAUUAACAAGCCUCCAGAUGCAGGUAAGAAGACAUCCCGUCACCCGAUGCAUCAGGAUCUUCAUUACUUUCCGUUUCGACCAGUCGACCGGAUCGUCUGUGCUUGGACGGCGAUGGAAAGAGUGGACAGGCAGAACGGCUGCCUGGUCGUCCUACCAGGAAGUCACACCGGCACGCUGCAGGAGCACGACUACCCCGAGUGGGAGGGCGGAGUUAACAAGGUGUAUCAUGGAGUGCGAGACUACGACCCACAGCAUCCCAGGGUGCAUCUGGAGAUGGAGAAAGGUGACACCGUCUUCUUUCACCCACUGCUUAUCCACGGCUCUGGCAUGAAUAAGACGCAAGGCUUCCGCAAGGCCAUCUCCUGCCACUACGCCAGCUCUGAUUGUUAUUACAUUGACGUGAAAGGAACCACGCAGGAGAACAUCGAGAAAGAGGUUCUGGAGAUCGCAGCCAGGAAGUACACUCUGGACAGUAUCUCAUUUGCGGACACUUGGGCUCUGCGAGGGCGUCUGGUGCAAGGAGAGAGGAUUUCACUGUGAGACGAAGAUGCUACACGGCCGCAGUCCGCCCAAUCACUGAGCUGAUAUCAGAGCAGAUUGAUAAUUUUCAUGUGCUGCAAUUCUGCAGUUGAAUUUUUAGAUUUCUUAACACACGUAAGCGAUAACUUGAACCAGCACUUCUGCCUUAUAACACAGUGCACAUUGUCUAAUUUCUGUUAGAAAUAUUAAUAUAUAAAUAUUUUAAUAAUGGGUGAAUGGAUUUUGUUUUCUUUCAAUUUAAAUCGUAAUUUUUGAAUAGAUAUAAUAAAUGUUGCUGCUAUACAUUUAAAAUAUGAAAUGUUUUUUCGAUAUUAAGAUUCAUGCUAAGCAAUGAUCAAGCGAUAUACUGAUUAGUGCGUUUGGUUUGUCAAAAAAAAAAAAUCUAAGCCUAUGAAUGAUAUAUGCAUCUAUGUUGCACAGCUGGAAAUGUACAGCCCCAUGCUGCAAGGUAUUAUGGGUAAAGGGCUCAGAUAGAUGAAAAUGUCUGGCUCAAGCCAAACAUUUUUAAAUUGUUGACUGCUUCUGAAAAUUGUCGGAGAUAAUGAUACAAUAAUAGUAAUAAUGAGAGGAAAACUUCAAAUUAUGAGGUUAAACCCAACCAGUACGUUGGAGAGAGAGGUUGACACAGAGUAGGGUCUGUAGAUGAUAUCCACAAAUGAAAUAGAUUAUAAAAGCAAUUACUUCUAAUAAUUUCCGGUAGGUUGUACACUUGGAGGUGUAAUGCUGCUGUCUUAGCUCUUGAUUUCUUAUUUCUUACAAAAACAAACAAAGGUGUUUAUUAAAAGUUUGUAAUGAGCCUGUUUGUCAGCAGGUAAA
This is a messenger RNA of Solea senegalensis (Senegalese sole), 2230 nucleotides long. It is a transcript of the gene phyh, whose product is annotated as phytanoyl-CoA 2-hydroxylase. The transcript has 9 exons. Gene Ontology annotation, molecular function: phytanoyl-CoA dioxygenase activity. The record is from RefSeq and is a predicted model, not a curated record. Gene Ontology annotation, biological process: fatty acid alpha-oxidation. NCBI's taxonomy places the organism in Eukaryota, Metazoa, Chordata, Actinopteri, Pleuronectiformes, Soleidae. The coding region runs from base 380 to 1414 and encodes 344 amino acids.